AUGAAGAAAUAUACGGCUAGUAAGAGUACUAAAAUGCUGUUCCUUUGCUGCGAACUGCUUCUAUUUAUUUGUUUCAUCUGUGUGUUACAAAAUGUUAAUCAUGGCAUACAUUAUAACCCUAGGACCUGUCCACAAAAUGACAAAUCCAGGAACAAUUUAAUAAACAGCAGACAAUUAGCUUUACUACAUGGACCUGGCUUUCAUGACCACUGUAGCGAGACCAUUGUGGAAACUCCUAGAUCAACAAAUCCCAAUUCCAUUAAUACAUAUGUACGUAAUGAAGGAGGACACGAUUGGCCAUUUGAUCGAACCAGGUUAAAUAGAAUACACCAUCACACAGACUCGUAUUACUCACCAUUCACAUCAUCAUCGUACACCAAUUGUUUCACCAGUGCACCCGGCAGUACCGGUUGUACCGACAGUACCGCCCGUGCCGACCGUACCGGGAGUAUCGGUUGUACCGACAGCACCGGGAGUAUCGGUUGUACCGACAGCACCGGGAGUACCGACAGUACCAGCUGUACCGGGAGUACCGACAGUACCAGCUGUACCGGGAGUACCGGGAGUACCAGGAGUACCGGUAGUACCGACCGUACCAGCCGUGCCGACAGUAGGGACAGUAGUUGA
Molecule: messenger RNA, 627 nt
Organism: Plasmodium fragile
Lineage: Eukaryota; Apicomplexa; Aconoidasida; Haemosporida; Plasmodiidae
Exons: 3
Coding region: 1-627 (208 amino acids)
Source: RefSeq, a predicted model, not a curated record